Molecule: messenger RNA, 4324 nt
Organism: Gadus macrocephalus (Pacific cod)
Lineage: Eukaryota; Metazoa; Chordata; Actinopteri; Gadiformes; Gadidae
Gene: pkd2
Product: polycystic kidney disease 2
Exons: 15
Coding region: 533-3253 (906 amino acids)
Biological process (GO): release of sequestered calcium ion into cytosol; potassium ion transmembrane transport; detection of mechanical stimulus
Cellular component (GO): membrane
Molecular function (GO): voltage-gated sodium channel activity; calcium ion binding; voltage-gated calcium channel activity
Source: RefSeq, a predicted model, not a curated record
AAAUCAGAAUCUGGGUUUUCUGCUAGGAACAGCCAGGAACAAGAUGGCUGGCUCCAGACGAGGAACGCGUUUUACUUGCAUUACAUAAACAAGACAUUUCCCCAGCCGCGACACUUUAUAACGGUCCAAGUUUAACGGGACGGAAGAACCUGGGCAAAUUAGGAUGGCGCGUUUUGCUUCUGCAGACUUUUAGUUUAUAGCCCGACGUCAAGUUAUAGCCUACCAAACUCUCCGGCCAGGUCUUGGACACUUUUUUUUACUUUCUUCUUUUAACUAUUGAUUUGUUUGAAUUCGUUUUGUGAGUAGGUUAUUGUUGGCAACAAUGUAGCCUUUAGUCUUGAGCAUCUCCGAAAUAAUCGUUUGUCAACAUUUAUAUUUUGGACGUGUUCUCAGAAAGUUUGGACGGUUUUCUGGAUGCGUUUCCUUCAUAAUGCGAGAAAUGCAGGCUACUUUAAUUUUAGGCUAGACUGUCGUCGGGAUUAAAGCCAUCUUAUUUUUGAGGUUGGUCGGUGCCCUAUAAGGACACUUAUCGAUGGCGUCGACUCGAGUGAGAUCACAACAAUCUCAAACUGGCAGGAACCCCGCGGGCACACCUAGCGGCUCCGCGCCGCACAGAUUGGACUCAAAGUUGGAGAUCGAGAUGGAGAAUAUCCAGCAUCAGGACUUGGGAUUGGGAGGAAUCAUUGGUGCGCCGUCUCCGCCUUCGCGGCAAGCCUGGAGUCGGGAUAACCCGGGAUUCGAACCCGAAGAGGAGAUCAUGGAGGCUAACUGGCCGCCAGCGAGUCCGGGUAGGAGAUCUGUUUCUACAGCCUCGAGCAGUAGUUGUAGCAGCGGCGUAGGUAGCUUCACCGGGGUCGGGGGCAGCGGCCACAACCAGCGCGGUGGACUGUACCCCUCAUCCACAGCGGAUACCCAGCGGAAAGACAAGCACGAACACCGGAGCUGUAUGAAACAGAUACUCCAGAAAAUCAGAAUUUUGUGGGGUACAGAUCUGAUGGAAGACAGUGACAGCAGCAGAGAAAGAUACCUGAGAAACUUACUGAGGGAAAUGCUAACCUACUUCAGCUUUCUCAUCAUUACCUGCAUCUUGACCUAUGGGAUGGUGAGCACUAACAUGUACUACUACACCAAAGUUAUGUCUCAGCUCUUCCUCGACACACCGCUGUCUACUGGGAACCAUGCCACCUUUAGAAGUCUGUCCACCAUGGAAGACUUCUGGAAGUUCACAGAGGGGCCUUUCCUGAAUGGCAUGUACUGGGAGGUGUGGUACAACAACAAGAGUCUCCCAGACAACCAGAGUCUCAUCUACUAUGAGAACCUGCUCCUCGGGGUGCCUCGUCUCCGACAGGUGAAGGUGCACAACCAGUCCUGCAUCAUUCACCGGGACCUCCGGAAAGAGGUGCAGGAGUGCUUCAACAUCUACACCCCCAGCAACGAGGACACCAACCCCUUUGGGCCCAAGAACGGAACGGCGUGGAUGCAUACAGAUGAGGGCCGGCUGAAUGGGAGUGGGUACUGGGGCCAGGUGUCUACGUAUGGUGGGGGGGGUUAUUACCAAGACCUUUCCCGCACCAGAGAGGAGUCUGCCCUUCAGCUGGCUCUCCUCAAAGACAACCUCUGGCUGGACCGAGGCACAAGAGCCGUCUUUCUCGACUUCUCUGUCUACAAUGGAAACAUCAACCUCUUCUGUAUUGCCAGGCUUUUGGUAGAAUUCCCUGCCACCGGUGGGGUCGUCACUUCAUGGCAGUUUCAAACAGUGCGUCUGAUCAGAUAUACAUCGAGCUGGGACUACUUUGUCGGGGUUUGUGAGGUGGCGUUCUGCAUCUUCAUCUUGUACUACGUGGUGGAGGAGGUGCUGGAGAUCCACAUCCACCGUCUGCACUACUUCAAGAACCUGUGGAACUGUAUGGAUGUACUUAUGAUCAUGCUGAGUGUGGUUGCUAUCAUAAUGAACAUCACCAGGACGUCCAUGGUGAGCAACCUUCUCGGAGGCCUGAUAGAGAAUCACGACGCUCACCCCAGCUUCAGAUCCUUGGCCGAUCUCCAGGUCCAGUUCAACCACGUGGCGGCUGUGAUCGUCUUCUUCUCCUGGGUCAAGCUCUUCAAGUUCAUCAACGUGAACAAGACCAUGAGCCAGCUGUCCAGCACCAUGUCCCGCUGUGCCAAAGAUCUGGUGGGCUUCGCCAUCAUGUUCUUCAUCAUAUUCCUGGCUUACGCCCAGCUGGCCUACCUGGUGUUCGGCACCCAGGUCAACGACUUCAGCUCUUUCAAGAACAGCAUUUUUACCCAGUUCCGCAUCAUCCUGGGAGACUUUGAGUUCUCUGAGAUAGAGGAGACUAACCCUAUCCUGGGACCAGUCUACUUUACCACCUUCAUCUUUUUCAUCUUCUUCAUCCUUAUGAAUAUGUUCUUGGCCAUCAUCAACGACACAUACUCAGAGGUGAAAGCAGACAUGUCCCAGCAGAGGACGGAGAUGGAGAUGACUGAUCUCAUUAAGAAGGGUUGUAACAAGGCCUUGAUGCGUCUCAGGCUGAAAAAGACAGCUGUGGACGACAUCUCCGAUAGCCUGCGUCAAGCUGGAGGAAAGAUGAACUUCGAUGAGCUCCGACAGGAUCUGAAAGGAAAGGGGCAUACGGAUGCGGAGAUCCAAGCGAUCUUCGCCAAGUAUGAUCAUGACGGGGACCAGCAGUUGACGGAGCACGAGCAUCAGCAAAUGAGAGACGACUUGGAGAAAGAGAGAGAGGACUUGGAUAUUGAACCCAAUUCGCUAGCGAGACCCACUAGUGGGAGGAGCUUCCCCCGGACCCAGGAAGACUCAGAGGAAGACGAUGACGAAGACAGCGGCCACAGCUCUCGUCGCCGUGGGAGCAGCUCGGGGGGAGUGGCCUAUGAAGAGUUUCAAGUGCUGGUGAGACGCGUGGACAGGAUGGAGCACUCCAUCGGCAGCAUCGUGUCCAAGAUCGACGCGGUGAUCGUGAAGCUGGAGGCCAUGGAGCGGGCCAAGACCAAGAGGAAGGAUGUGCUGGGGAAGCUCCUGGACGGGGUCAUGGAGGACGAGAGGAUGGGCCGUGACUCGGAGGUUCACAGGGAGCAGAUGGAGAGGCUGGUCAGGGAGGAGCUGGAGAGAUGGGAGUCCAACGACACGGUCUCCCAGGUGGGCCACCCCCAGACCGUCACCCCCAGGCCCCGCCCGCCCUCAUCGCUCUCGCUCGACGGCACUGAAGCUGCCGCCAACGGGAGCGGCCAUAUUUGAAGACCUGCGGCGACCAUUUUGGACCUGUUUUGGAAUGCGUUUUAGCAAAGAGUCCUAUCCCUCUCUCUCGCUCUUCUUCCCUGAAAUGUCUCUACCAUCGUCAUUGUUCCUGCUCAUCGGAGCAGCCAAAGGGAUUAUCAAAGGUUUAUUCUUGGCUUUUUUUCUUGCAAUCACGUGUAUUUUAUAUAGCCAUAUAAAAGACUUUGACAGUGGGUGAAAUAUUGAGCUGUGAAUGAUGUGUAUUAUGAGGUACGCCCAAAGGACAUAGUCAAAAAUUAUCUUGAUAUUAUUUUUCUUGAGAAAAGCAAAACAAGAUACUUGUUAUAAAAUGCCUAUAAGGUGAAGCCAUUUCAGUAUUAAAUGCAAAAAUGGAAGGCCAGUUGAUGCAAUAUCACAUUUUACUUAAUUUACUUUAAUAGCUUUUAUUUAAAAGAACUGAAUGCCUUAAUUAUUGUUGUAUAUCCAUUGUAACAUUUGACCAAAUGAUUAAGCAUAACCAUUGUAGUAUUAAAUGCAAAUGUAGAACAGUUUAUACAAUUUCCUUAGCCUGCAAGCUUGUGUUAAAUUUUAAGUGUUUAAUUUGCUUUAACAGUCUUUAUUUAAAAAAAGCUGACUUACUUUUUUAUUAUUGAUGUAUACCAAUUGUAAAAUUUGACCAAACGAUAAAGGGAAAUAAGUGUAUUACAUUUGAAUAGUUGAUCAAAUCCUCCAUCCUACAAGCUCAUUUCAGUCAAAACCUAUGCAGUUACGACUUAUUAGAUAAAAUGGCUUAUAUACCAUUUUUAACUUUCCAAAUAUCAAGCGAGGAUUUAAUUAAUUGCUUAUUUUGGUGUCUUAUUGUAUUGUUAAUAGAUUGUGGAACUUUGUCAUAUCUAAUCACAUUGUAUUUGUAUUAUCCACCACUUCAGUUUAUGAUACAUAUUGUAACUUGAAACAAACUUCAAUUUGGAGUGCAUCUAGUGUUCAUAGGAACCCCAUGCUUUUAUUUUGUAAGUGCAGGCCUAAUGGGCCUUAUUAUUGGAGCUUGAUUUGUAUACAUUCCUUUUUCAAAAUAAAGUGUUAUAACAUUCA